AUGAUGUGGCGCAUCGCCGUUGCGGAUGGCCUUAAGGCUUCAUUGGAUAAUGAAGAUGAGGUGAGUGCCAACACGCCGAGCAGCAGUGUUAGUAGAGAUAUCAUUGUGAAGACGACAUAUAUAAAUGCUUCAUUUGCAGGAACAUUCGAAAGAAACAAGGGUAACUCUUUCUCCGUGAAUAUCUUCAAUGACAGAGACAAUGAUGAUAUGCCAGCAGGUGAUGCCGCUCUAGGUUUGGCUAUAUCCAAUCUUGUUUUCCUGCAGUACCCCGACGCCGACCCCGGCAAACUCUCGUUGGUGCCAGCAGCCAACAUUAGCACCGAGAAGCUUGCCCGCGUCGCCGUCCACCACCAGUUUUAUAAGUAUGUUCGCCGUAACGCUGUUGUUCUUGACGAAAAGGCAAUUUUCUUUUCUUUCUCUGUUUUCUGUGAAGAAAUUUAA
Molecule: messenger RNA, 441 nt
Organism: Andrographis paniculata
Lineage: Eukaryota; Viridiplantae; Streptophyta; Magnoliopsida; Lamiales; Acanthaceae
Product: ribonuclease 3-like protein 2
Exons: 4
Coding region: 1-441 (146 amino acids)
Biological process (GO): siRNA processing
Cellular component (GO): nucleus; cytoplasm
Molecular function (GO): RNA binding; ribonuclease III activity
Source: RefSeq, a predicted model, not a curated record